AUGUACGGCUUCCUUGGCUUCGGAUUGGCGACGUUGAAAACCCGAGCUUUCUUCCUCAAUAUAAUAACAUCAGUGUCGCCAGCUAUUGGCACUGGGCUGGGCCACUACUUGGGCAACAUCUUCCACUGGAGAACUGUUGCUUUGAUAUCAAUUUUCCCAACACUUUUUGGUGUUAUUGUGCCUUAUUUUUGCGUCGAAAGUCCUCAUUGGCUGGCCUCGAAAGGCAGGUUCCAGGAAUGUGAGGAGAGUUUCAGAAAAAUCCACGGAAACAGUCUAAAAUCGGAAUCAGAACUGCAACAUCUAAUAAAAAUGGAAAAGUGCAAACUGAGACAAGCUGAAAUCACCAAUACGAGGACCAGUAAAGCAAAAAUAUGCUUCGCAUUAAAGAAGAAGUACUUCUGGAAUCUAAUACUUCUGAGUUUCUUUAUGAGCUCGUAUAUUGCUGCAACUGGCAGGGUCGCAUUCGCAAUCUUAGCGACAAACAUUCUUGAAGACAUGACUGGGACUCCUAAUGUUGUUCUUUAUAAUAUUCUGGUAGACAGUUUUAUCCUGGUAGGCACCAGUUUAUCCUGCGUUCUGGUGAGGAAAAUGACGAUGCGUACUGUGUUAUUUUCUACUGGAUUUUUGGCCAAUGCUUUUUUGGUAAUUCUGAGUGCUUGCCUUUACUUUGGAGAUGGUGUAAAGAACCUGCGGUGGGUUAAUGUAUCGUUGUUGGCAGUGUACUUCAUUUUAAUGGAAGCGGGUCCCUCCCCAGUGUUAGAGGCUUUAAUAGGGGAGAUCUUUCCCUUAGAAAUAAAAGUGUACUGCAUGCUCGUUAUUGGUUUUAUGCUUUCUGUAUUUUCAGCUUUAUCACUGAUCUUAUUUCCAAUAAUAACAGAAGUUAUUGGGUAUUCUGGAACAUUCUUACUGAACGCUGUAAUAAUGUCAACAAGUCUAGUAUUUAUAAAGUUCAAACUACCAGAGACUAAGGGAAGAACGCUACAAGAGAUUGAAGCGUUCUUCAAGACUAAUAUAUUUGAUAUUGACGAAGCGUUGAAUGAUGAGAAGAAAAAUAUGCUGUUAUAAAAAAUACUUUUGCUGUACUAUAUUUUUGAUUAAAAGAACUGGCAAUUAAAAAGGUGAUAUGUGGUAUGGCCUGAAAGGUACUUGGUGGUUGACAGUGGGUGGGAUUUAAUAUCUCAUCAGUAAAGAGAGAUAUUUACAUUACCGACAGAUACAAUAGAGUCAAGUCCUUCACAACAUGGGGCGUAGCUACAAAUACGUUACAAAAUAUAAAUCAAGUAAAUAAUAUUUAUUAUCAAGAAAGGUAUA
Molecule: messenger RNA, 1311 nt
Organism: Danaus plexippus (monarch butterfly)
Lineage: Eukaryota; Metazoa; Arthropoda; Insecta; Lepidoptera; Nymphalidae
Exons: 2
Coding region: 1-1065 (354 amino acids)
Biological process (GO): transmembrane transport
Cellular component (GO): membrane
Molecular function (GO): transmembrane transporter activity
Source: RefSeq, a predicted model, not a curated record